Messenger RNA from Schistosoma spindalis, 1246 nucleotides. Lineage: Eukaryota; Metazoa; Platyhelminthes; Trematoda; Strigeidida; Schistosomatidae. The record is from the annotation of a GenBank genome assembly.
AUGACACUUGAGAAGUCUUUGAGUUCUGUAAUUUUCUUGUUAGCUAUCUAUUUCGAAGCAUGUUCAUCACUUGGGAAUAACAGCAUUGUAAUAAAUAAUGUUUGCAUUGAGUACCGUAAAAACGUGUCGAUAUACGUUAAGAAUAUAAUAUACAAUAUGUCAACGAAAACAGCGCCUGUUUCCUUUUGUGGUUGGUGUAGUGAAACUGUGUAUAAAUUAAAAAAAGUCAUAGAAGAGCAAGAGGCUUAUAGUGCGAAUGGGGAGGCAUGUGUUGAUCUCCUGGCGAAUACAGAAAGGGGUACAAUAGAUUCUAUCGACUUCAUUUUCGAUAAAUGGAAUCGUUCCUUCUGCUCCCAUUGUCUUGAAGAAUUUUAUUCCGAUCAAAACAUCAGUAUACCAGCGGAUUCUUUCAAUAACAUAGAACGGCCUACACGUCUUCUAUACACGGAUUCUCUAUACAACUUGCAAGUCUACAGUAAAAACGUGCGUACAUUCUUCGAAAAGCUUGAUGAUGCUUUGAGUUGUUUCAUGCAGUUCAUCAACAAUCCCAACAUAUCCAUUCUCAAUGUAUUAAAUUUCCCUUCGUCUAGCACCUUAAAUAUCAGUUCGACGGUUUGUCGAAAUUGUUCAGCAGCGUAUUAUAGUCUCUUAGAUUACUACACUAAUAAUCUCCUAAGAUAUAGCUCUCUAGAAGGAGGGCAUCAAAAUUCACUCAUGAAAGAACACUCUGGUCAUCGUUUCGCUGUAUGUUUGGACGUACAAAAUGCCAUAAAUCGCACACAAUGGGCUUGGUACAACUUAUUUCGGUGCCGAACGGAGGAAGUUAGUCAUAUUGGCUUCUUCUUACCAUUAAUAGUUUGUGUCACAUUCCUCGUAGUUUUUCAUUGUCUCGCUCAAUCAGUAUGUCGUUAUCCCGUCCAUCUACUGGUAUACAGGCCAAAACGUGUUGAACCUACUGUUAGAUGUCAACGAAUUCUUAGCACAGCCUCGAUUUCGCGUGGGCAAAUGUCACUAGUCCGGUCUUAUGGGAGCAUUGGAUCUGUGGAAGAUAAUACAAUAGAUUCUAACCUAAUUGCAAAGACAUACUCACAAUCUGAUUCGCUAUUUGAUAAUCGCACAGUGGUAAUCCGGACAUAAUCCGGAGACUUACAACAUAUUCCUUGCUAGAUAAAACAAGCUAAGUGUCUUUCACACAAUGAUUUCAUAUUUGUCUAUAUUUUUGCACAAUCAAGAAAUUGUCCAACCG